Messenger RNA from Trichoplax adhaerens, 882 nucleotides. RefSeq lists its product as uncharacterized. NCBI's taxonomy places the organism in Eukaryota, Metazoa, Placozoa, Uniplacotomia, Trichoplacea, Trichoplacidae. The coding region runs from base 1 to 882 and encodes 293 amino acids. The transcript is spliced from 2 exons. The record is from RefSeq and is a predicted model, not a curated record.
AUGGCCAUGGAUAAAGAAACAAUGUUAACUUUAAUCAAAAGAGAUUGGAACACGGAAGUACAAAAAGAUUCCUCUUUACAGGUUAAAGGUCCAACUUCCCAGGGCUUUCUAAUUGUUGAUGGCCAAAAGUUAUACUAUUCCACUUGGGGAGAAGGAAGCGAAAUUUUGGUCAUCCUUCCUGGGAAUUUAGGUGUCGGGGAAAUGGAUAUGAUCCACUUAGUAAAAAAUGUACCGCAAGGUGUUUUAGUAGUUACAUUUCAUGUUCGUGGUUGUGGUCAGUCAAAGCCUCCCAAUAGAGAGUAUUCUGUCGAUUUCUAUGAACGAGAUGCUGAUGAUUGUGCUAAUAUCAUGCAACAAUUAGGUUAUAAGCGAUAUUCCGUUUUAGGUUGGUGUGAUGGUGGUGUAUCUGCGAUGCUUUUGGCUGCUAACUAUCCUGAUAAUGUUAAAAAAUUAAUCCUUUUAGGCUGCCGUGCUUUUAUUUCAGAAGAGGAUCAAAAUAGAUAUAGGAAUAUGCAAGAUAUAACUAAAUUUAAUCCGUUUAUUUUACGCGAUUUUAUAAAAGUUCAUGGCAAUAAAGAAACCGCUCAAACGAUUUGGUCGUCCUACUUGAAUACAUUUUUUCAAUUAUUUAAUCGCGAUAAUAACUUGUGUCAAUCUGAGUUAACUAUGAUUAAAUGUCCAACAAUUAUCUUACAUGGUAAACAUGACUAUUUGGUACCAGCUUUUCACGCUCAAUACUUACGUGAUCACAUUAAGGGUUCACGAUUACACCUAAUUAGUGAUGGUAGACAUGCAUUACAAUAUCAGUUUCCAGCUAAAAUUGAAAGAUUAGUUAAAACAUUCUUAAUGGAGGAUGCUGUUAUACCUUGGGAUGAACUAUAA